GUCACUCCAUUCCGCGUAAUCCCUUUCCUUGCCAUGUCCGCUGUACUGCAAUACCCACCUGAACUCCUAUUUACUAUAUGCGAAUAUAUCUAUGCCGCAGGCUUACCACCUUCCGAGUUUGCCAGUUCUCUCGAUCCACUCGCAAUUGGCGAGUUUGGUACCCCAACUGCUUUACCCUCUUCUAUGCCACCACCAAACUGGAGCGAGCCAGAAGCACGUAAAACACUUUCUCGUCUCUGCUUGGUGAACCAUGCUUGGUAUGAAGCUGCCAAGCCAUGGCUCUGGCAAAAAAUCGAGGUCCGUCUCCCUAGGAGCUGGCUUGCUUUGCUCGACGAGAUCACCGAUACCGAAGACGAUGAAAAGGCUGCUUUGGCAGUUACACAAUCUAUUCAGGCAGCCACUCACGCUGCUCUAGCUAGUACUGUGCGUACAGGCGCAUCUUCAGACGAGGAUGCAGCUAGGAGAUGGAAGGAAUGCAUCAUGGAGUCCUUGACUGGCCCAGAUGGUUCCAUUCCCCCUGAGCUGUUGACGCCUCCAGCAUCUCGUGACCCGAGUCCCAGACGUCUCAGGCCGAAGAGCAAAAGUCCUGCUCGCUGGAAGAUUAUGAGGACAAUCAGUGAUGCCGUUCAAAAUGUUAUGGAUCUUGCUGAACCUGGUGUUUAUGUUCCGAGACUUCACGAUCCUCGCCCUGGUCGGUUUGUCAGGCAUCUAGACUUCAACCACUUUCGUACCAUCGGAAUGCGUCGUUCCGUAGAAGAUACUGCAACUAGCCGUUUCGUGACCGGUGAACGCGUCGAAGCUCUUCUCAAGGAACUUCCAAACCUAAUUGCUUUUGGUGCUACGGAGUACAUGGAUGGUGCUCUGUCGCUGCCCGUUCUGAAUGAACUUUUGCUUCGUGGUUCUGCCUCCAGAGGAGGCGGUCGCCCUACCCGUGGACGAGGAAUCGCGGUGGACGAUCCAGAAGAAGAUGAUCGCGAAAGAAGGAGAGACUGCAAGGACCUUCAGGCUAUGGACCUUACUGGCUGCGUCAGCGCAGUUUUCGUCAGCGCCCUGACAGACUUUGUCAACACGCAUCUUCUUCAUGAGGAUGAACACUCUAGUGGAAGUGACGAUGAAGGUCGACGUCAGAUUAGACGUGCUCGUGCUCGAUUUAUGCAAGAGGAGCCACUCACGUUCCCAGGGCUUCAGCGCCUUGGACUUCGUGGUGUGAAAUCGAUUCAACCUCGGAUUCUGAUGCCUUUCGUCCUCGCGUUCCCUUCCCUUACUCACCUUGACCUUUCUGCUACCCGAGUCACACCGGAAUUACUCACUGCUAUUGGGGGCUCAACCGUUCGCCUGCGUUCGCUUGCUCUGGCCCGGUGUGUACACCUCACUGGGCUUAGUAUUAGGGAUUUCCUCGUUCGUGCACCGGCCGCUGCGAAAAUCCAGGAACUAACGCUAUACGGCGAUCGAACAUUCCCGUCUCCGCUCACUGCGGAUGAUCUCACUGAAAUAAUAACUUCCGCGCCGUGUUUCACCUCUGGUGAACUUACCUACCUCGACCUCUCAAGCGCACCCGUGUCUAGAGAGCUCCUCAUUGACGUCUGCAAACCGCAACCGAAGCUGCGGUCGCUUGGUCUAUCAUAUAUUCCUGAUCUUGAAUUAGACGUCAUCGCUCAAUUUUUAAAGAGCAAGGCUGUCAAUGUCGAGGUGCUUACGCUUGUGUCUACUAGCCCCGAUUUAGAUUGGGGCAGGGCCGGACCUGGGAUGGGUGCCCCUCGAGGCUCGGCACAACAGGCGACGAUUGCUUUACACUCUCGAAUUAUCGGGCCGCUGUGCACGCCCCCCUACAUGUCCACUCUACGUUCGCAGACGGUUGUAAUACCUCCUUCUCCUACACGACUUCGGGUGAUUGAGCUGUCCGUACCCACUCUCGCUGCCCUCGGUGCUGGCGCUGGGACGUGGAGAAUAAUAAGAAGUAAAGGUGGUCGAGGCUGGUAUGUCGACACAGCCAGUGGCUGGGUCGGAGCCGGACUCCAGCGGAACCUUCCCCAAGCGCACCCCUUCCGGGUUCAAAUGUGCCGCCUGGCAGAUGCCAACGGGAACGUAAACAGCGGAGUUGGAUGGCAUGCGAGGAAGAUGGAAGUUCUGCAUGGCUGUGGCAUGUUGGGACGUGAGGAUGGCCUGUAUGGUGCUGUUUCGUUUGCUUACCAGGGAUAGUUUGACGUUGUCUGAUCCACGUUCGUGUUUUUCCGUUACCUGCCGUUGACGGCUCUAUAAGCAUUGCGUUGUAUGUAUUUGAACGGACUCCAGGAGCAGUGUCUGUGUGACGUUUGUACCUUGCCAACGCUAAAGUUUCAGAACGAUCGAGAGUCCGAGAGAGCCGAGGGCUAGAAUCGUUUGCACCAUUUCCUUAUGAUAAUCUUUAAUCACAGGCUUCGUACGCUUCGACAUUAUUUAGAGUCGUGUUUAUGUACUUAGCCCUUAGAAUUGUUC
Messenger RNA from Suillus clintonianus, 2475 nucleotides. RefSeq lists its product as uncharacterized. The record is from RefSeq and is a predicted model, not a curated record. The transcript is spliced from 4 exons. Lineage: Eukaryota; Fungi; Basidiomycota; Agaricomycetes; Boletales; Suillaceae. The coding region runs from base 34 to 2199 and encodes 721 amino acids.